Guillardia theta CCMP2712 is the source of this 483-nucleotide messenger RNA. RefSeq lists its product as hypothetical. The record is from RefSeq and is a predicted model, not a curated record. NCBI's taxonomy places the organism in Eukaryota, Cryptophyceae, Pyrenomonadales, Geminigeraceae. The coding region runs from base 1 to 483 and encodes 160 amino acids. The transcript is spliced from 2 exons.
AUGUCAUAUAUAUCUAGGAGUGACUGGGCGGAGGACGUCUACCUCGUCAGCUUUGACUGGAUGCUGACAAACUCCCUCCCCAUGGAAGUCAAAGCCACCAGAGUCAAGGUCUGCCCUCGCCCUCGAGGAAACGUCUUGAGCUACUCCCCUCAAGAGCCCGUCAGCCUCGACCAAGCCCUGGUCAAGUCGCUCUUUCAUCUCACGCAGUAUGAGGCAGCCCAGGCCAUCGGGAUCUCUCUGUCCUCUCUCAAGCUAGCCUGCCGUCGCAUGGGCAUCAGAAAGUGGCCCUACAACCGACGGAAUAUGUCGAGGAAAAGCGAGACGAAACGGCCCGCUGGCAAGGAGGGCUCAGGAGCGAGUGAGGGGGAGGAAGAAGCAGCCAUGCAUGUGCUGUUUGCUCAGACGAGACCGUACUGGCUGGAGUCAGGCUUGGAGGAGCUGCUGGAGGAGAGCCUGAUGCAUGUGUCCGGGAGGGCGUUGUAG